AUGCGCCCGCAGCUCUGGGCUUCGUGGCUUUUCCCGCUGUUUCUGGCCGGCCUCGCCCAGCCGACCCAGAAGAUGAAGAUGGAUUGCUACAAGGGGGUGACGGGCACCAUCUAUGAGUAUGGGGCCCUCACCCUCAAUGACGAGGAGUACAUUCAGUUCAAGCACUACGCGGGCAAGCACGUCCUCUUUGUCAACGUGGCCACCUACUGAGGCUUGACAGCUCAGUAUCCAGAACUGAAUGCACUACACCAGGAGCUCAAGCCUUUUGGUGUCGUCGUGCUGGGCUUUCCCUGCAACCAAUUUGGAAAACAAGAACCAGGAAAGAACUCAGAGAUCCUUUCUGGGCUCAAGUAUGUGCGUCCAGGUGGUGGCUUUGUCCCCAAUUUUCAGCUCUUUGAGAAAGGGGAUGUGAAUGGAGAAAAAGAACAGAAGGUCUUUACUUUCCUGAAGAACUCCUGCCCUCCAACCUCUGACCUUUUGGGCUCAUCAAACCAACUCUUCUGGGAGCCCAUGAAGGUCCACGACAUCCGCUGGAACUUUGAGAAGUUCCUGGUGGGGCCUGACGGAGUCCCUGUCAUGCGCUGGUUCCACAAGGCUCCCGUCAGCACGGUCAAGUCAGACAUCCUGGAGUACCUGAAACAGUUCAAAACCGAGUAG
Molecule: messenger RNA, 657 nt
Organism: Ailuropoda melanoleuca (giant panda)
Lineage: Eukaryota; Metazoa; Chordata; Mammalia; Carnivora; Ursidae
Gene: GPX6
Product: glutathione peroxidase 6
Exons: 5
Biological process (GO): response to oxidative stress
Molecular function (GO): glutathione peroxidase activity
Source: RefSeq, a predicted model, not a curated record